Molecule: messenger RNA, 303 nt
Organism: Fomitopsis serialis
Lineage: Eukaryota; Fungi; Basidiomycota; Agaricomycetes; Polyporales; Fomitopsidaceae
Exons: 1
Source: RefSeq, a predicted model, not a curated record
GCAUUCUUCUACACCCCAAGCGAGCUCUGUGGACCUGGUGGCAUGCAUUGCGAAAUGAUCCGCAGUCAUCUGCACUGGUAUGGCAAUUAUGAGCGGUGGGACACAGUGCUCAUCCAGGUUGGUUCUGAUGACGAUAUCAUGGGAGGGUUGUUGGUCGGCCGCGUGCUCGCCUUCAUCUCUUUCUCUCAUAACGAAAUCACCUAUCCGGGUGCACUUGUUGAAUGGUUCUUCCCUGUUGGUGCCGAGCCCGACUCUGUGACUGGUAUGUGGGUUGUCAAACCAAGAUUGCUUGACGGCGAAUGA